GUAAGGAAACGUCAGCCAUUAGUUGUAGAGUCUGGUAAAGUUGGGAAGGGUGGGACUUUGAGAGACGGCUUUUACCGAAUUCUUGGGAUCUUGAUAAGAGACAUUUCCAAGCUUUUCUUCUGCUAGCCGCUAAAGCAACCUUAUCUCGCCAUGGAUGACAUGACGGUAGAAGAUAUCCAGUUGAGAGCCAAUCAGGUCACAGAUGAAUCUCUGGAGAGUACUCGCAGAAUGCGCAAUCUGGCAGUAGAGUGCCAAGAUACUGGAAUAAAAACAAUUACAAUGCUGGAUGAACAAGGAGAACAACUAAAUCGUAUUGAGGGAGGCAUGGACCAGAUCAAUAAAGACAUGCGCGAGGCGGAAAAGAACCUUACAGAACUGAAUAAAUGUUGUGGUCUUUGUGUCUGCCCUGGGAAAAGGUUUCCUUGGAAGCAGCAUUUUGUUGGCUAUCGCAGGGGAAAGAGUUUUGAGACUGGAGAUGUUUAUAAAAAGACUUGGGGUGGCAGGGAGUCCUCAGAAGAUGUCAUUUCAAAGCAGCCAAAAUAUGCCAACGGACAGCAAAAUCGUGUAGGACAGAAUGGUGAAUACAUAAAGCGGAUAACGAAUGAUGCCCGUGAAGAUGAGAUGGAAGAAAACUUGCAGGAAGUGGGCAGCAUACUGGGUCAACUGAAGAACAUGGCCAUAGACAUGGGGAAUGAAAUUGAUAGCCAGAACAAACAGAUUGAUAAAAUCAAUGAGAAGGCCGAGACAAACAAGGCCCGCAUCGAUAUGGCUAACUCCACAGCACAGAAGCUCAUUGAAUGAAGAGAGUAGCACGGUGCUGCUUUGUCCUUUUUGCUGUCUGGAAAUACAUUGGCUUGAAGGCUUUCUAUUACAGGCAACACGAUCCUCCUUCCCACCAACACCAACUGUGUUUUGCUCUCAUAUAGUCAGUCUUUUUUUUAUUUUUAUAGGAGUGCUGAGCAUUAUUAGCUUGGUGUGCAUGUGAAUGUAUAUACUUUUUACUGCAGCAUUUAUACAUGGGGUGUGCCAAUGCGAGGUAAAGUCUGCAGACCCCUAUGAUUAUUUUAAAUCCAUCUCUAUAAAGCAGACAUGCAACCUGCAACGAUGAGGCUGCACAUCAUGAACAGCUUAAAUGAAGUAGUCAUGAAAGAUGAUGUAUUCCUUUCUUAUAUUCUUUAAGUAUUUUUGUUGACGGGUAUAGUCCCUUAGUGAGUUUUGGGAGAGGCCCAUUGUGGACACUUGGAAGGCUCUGGUAGGUUGCAUUUCGGCUUUGAAUACAAGGCCAUUUAAAAUUGUUAGUUUAAACCUGAGAAAACACCAGGGAAGAUUAUAAUAAUUAACAUUUUGUAGCGUUUAG
This is a messenger RNA of Spea bombifrons (plains spadefoot toad), 1357 nucleotides long. It is a transcript of the gene SNAP23, whose product is annotated as synaptosome associated protein 23. The coding region runs from base 151 to 801 and encodes 216 amino acids. The record is from RefSeq and is a predicted model, not a curated record. NCBI's taxonomy places the organism in Eukaryota, Metazoa, Chordata, Amphibia, Anura, Pelobatidae. Gene Ontology annotation, biological process: synaptic vesicle priming; synaptic vesicle fusion to presynaptic active zone membrane; exocytosis. Gene Ontology annotation, molecular function: syntaxin-1 binding; SNAP receptor activity. Gene Ontology annotation, cellular component: synaptobrevin 2-SNAP-25-syntaxin-1a-complexin I complex; plasma membrane. The transcript is spliced from 9 exons.